CUCCUGCAGCCGAGUGGCAGCUGUGCCCAAUUCCGAAGGGCCGGCAGUGAUUGCGCCCAGGUGAGCUGAGGGGAGGGGGCAGGGGCAGCGCCCCUCACCCUCCUCACCCUCACACCUGCAGCUCGGGAGGGUCCCCACAGCCCGGGGGUCCCCCCAGACUCCUGUGCCUGACCUGGGGGUGCUUCUGGAGCGGCCCAGCACCAUCCACCUGCCGGGAAGGACCGAGCCGAGCCAAGCCAAGCCGAGCCGAGCCGUGGCCGUUUCUCCGUGAGGCUGGACCUGAGCUCUGGAAAAACAAAGUGGAGCUUGGAGCAUGUGGCCUGAGGAUUGCCUUGCACAGCCAGGGGUGGUGGCCAAGCAGUGAGCAGGAUGCCCCCAGGCAUUUACUGCCCUACAGAAUUCUGGUCCAAGGGGGAAAACCAAAACAUCCAGGUGGACUUUCUGCUGCCCACAGGCAUAUACUUGAACCUCUCAGUGCCCUGCAAUGCCAGCCUGGGCACCAUCAAGCAGGUGCUGUGGCGGCAGGCGCAGCACGAGCCGCUGUUCCACAUGCUCAGCGGCCCCGAGGCCUACGUGUUCACGUGCAUCAACCAGACGGCCGAGCAGCAGGAGCUGGAGGACGAGCAGCGCCGCCUCUGCGACAUCCAGCCCUUCCUGCCCGUGCUGCGCCUCGUGGCGCGCGAGGGCGACCGCGCCAAGAAGCUCAUCAACUCCCAGAUCAGCCUGCUCAUCGGCAGGGGUUUGCACGAGUUUGACUCCGUGCAGGACCCCGAGGUGAGCGAGUUCCGCGCCAAGAUGUGCCAGUUCUGCGAGGAGACGGCGGCGCGGCGGCAGCAGCUGGGCUGGGCAGCCUGGAUGGAGUACAACUUCCCCCUGCAGCUGGAGCCCGUGGCCAAGGGCCUCAGCUCCCUGCACAUCCCCACCCAGAACAUUUUUGUCAACAUCAGGUUCCAGUCUGGCGGGGAGAGCUUCAUGUUCCAGAUCUCCCCCUGGGACUUCCCCAUCACCCUGAUGAGCUAUGCUGUUAAGAAACACGCCACGGUGUUCCGCCACGAGGCCGUGCACAGGCCAGAGGACUACACCCUGCAGGUGAAUGGGAAAUGUGAAUUCCUCUAUGGCAACUACCCCCUGCACCAGUUCCAGCACAUCCGCAGCUGCCUGCAGCGGGGCCAGACCCCCCACCUGACCAUGGUGCACUCCUCUGCCAUCAUUGCCAUGAGGGACGAGCAGAGCAACUGCAUCACCAGCCCCCCAAAGGCCGCCUGCAAGCCCCCGCCGCUCCCCAAGAAAAAGCCAAACUAUGGCUCUCUCUGGUCCUAUGAGCAGCCCUUCUACAUCGAGCUGGUGCAGGGCAGCAAGGUCAAUGCUGACGAGAGAAUGAAGCUGGUGGUGCAGGCAGGGCUGUUCCACGGCGCUGAGAUGCUCUGCAAGACCGUGUCGAGCUCGGAGGUGAGCGUGUGCUCGGAGCCCGUGUGGCGGCAGCGCCUGGACUUCGACAUCAGCGUCUGCGACCUGCCGCGCAUGGCCCGCCUCUGCCUGGCGCUCUACGCCGUCAUCGAGAAGGCCAAGAAGGCUCGCUCCACCAAGAAGAAGUCCAAGAAGGCUGACUGCCCCAUCGCCUGGGCCAACGUGAUGCUCUUCGACUACAAGGACCAGCUGAAAACGGGGGAGUGCUGCCUGCACAUGUGGUCCUCCUUCCCAGAUGAGAAAGGGGAACUUCUGAACCCCAUGGGCACAGUGCAGUGCAACCCCAACACUGAGAGUGCAGCAGCCUUGGUCAUCUGCUUCCCCAGCGUGGCAGCACAUCCUGUGUACUACCCAUCCUUUGAGCAGCUGCUGGAGCUGGGGAGGAACGGAGAACAGCCCCGAGCUGCCGCAGAAGAUUCCGAGGAGAAGCUGCAGCUGAGGGAGAUCCUGGAGCGCCGCAGCCACACGGAGCUGUACGAGCACGAGAAGGACCUGGUGUGGAAGAGGAGGUUCGACAUCCGCGACCAGUACCCGCAGGCCCUGGCCAAGCUGCUCGUCGUCACCAAGUGGAACAAGCACGAGGACGUUGCCCAGAUGAUUUCCCUGCUCCAGACCUGGCCAGAGCUGCCUGUCCUGAAUGCCUUGGAGCUGCUGGAUUUCAGCUUUCCUGACCGUUACGUUGGCUCCUUUGCCAUCAACUCCCUGAAGAAGCUGACGGAUGAUGACGUGUUCCAGUACCUGCUGCAGCUCGUCCAGGUGCUCAAGUACGAAUCCUACCUAGACUGUGAAUUAACCAAGUUCCUGCUGGAAAGGGCAUUGUCCAACCGCAAGAUCGGCCACUUCCUCUUCUGGCAUCUGAGGUCGGAGAUGCACGUGCCCGCCGUGUCCCUGAGGUUUGGGCUCAUCCUGGAAGCCUACUGCCGGGGCAGCACCCACCACAUGAAGGUGCUGAUGAAGCAGGGAGAAGCACUGAACAAGAUGAAAGCUCUGAAUGACUUUGUGAAAGUGAGUUCUCAGAAGGCCACCAAGCCUCAAACCAAGGAGAUGAUGCACAUGUGCAUGAAGCAGGAAACCUACAGGGAAGCCCUUUCCCACCUCCAGUCCCCCCUGAACCCCAACAUCAUCCUCGCUGAAGUCUGUGUGGAUCAGUGCACCUUUAUGGACUCCAAAAUGAAACCUCUGUGGAUUGUGUUUAAUAAUGAAGAGACAGGUCGAGGUGGAGUGGGUAUAAUUUUUAAAAAUGGAGAUGAUCUGCGCCAGGACAUGCUGACUCUGCAGAUGAUCCAGCUGAUGGACAUCCUGUGGAAGCAGGAGGGCCUGGACCUGAGGAUGACCCCUUAUGGCUGCCUCUCCACAGGAGACAAGACGGGGCUGAUUGAGGUGGUCAUGCACUCGGACACCAUCGCCAACAUCCAGCUCAACAAGAGCAACAUGGUGGCCACGGCUGCCUUCAACAAGGACGCUCUGCUGAACUGGCUCAAGUCCAAGAACCCGGGGGACGCCUUGGAGCAAGCCAUCGAGGAGUUCACCCUGUCCUGUGCUGGCUACUGCGUGGCCACCUACGUGCUGGGCAUCGGGGACCGGCACAGCGACAACAUCAUGGUCCGGGAGACGGGGCAGUUGUUCCAUAUUGAUUUUGGUCACUUUUUGGGGAACUUCAAGACUAAAUUUGGUAUCAAUAGAGAACGAGUCCCUUUCAUCUUGACCUAUGACUUUGUGCACGUCAUCCAGCAAGGAAAAACUAACAACAAUGAGAAAUUUGAAAGGUUCAGGGGGUACUGUGAGAGGGCCUACAUGAUCCUGCGGCGCCACGGGCUCCUCUUCCUGCACCUCUUUGCACUGAUGAAGGCUGCUGGGCUGCCCGAGCUCAGCUGCUCCAAAGACAUCCAGUACCUAAAGGACUCCCUGGCCCUUGGGAAGACUGAUGAGGAGGCACUGAAGCACUUCAGAGUGAAGUUUAAUGAAGCCCUGCGGGAGAGCUGGAAAACCAAAGUGAACUGGCUGGCACACAACGUCUCCAAAGACAACAGGCAGUAGAGCAGAGCUGCCCCAGGUGCCUGAGACUGAACAGUGGUGCAGUGCAAGAUCCCCCACUCAUCCCAGAGAUCAGACCUUGCUGCAUGACUGAAACACUGCUGGCCUGUCCUCAGCCAUGGCCUGUGGCUGCUCUGCAUCUCUGGGGACAAGGGAGAGACGUGAGGCAAUAAAACUGCACCCAGUGAAGGUAGGUGGGGGCACUGCACCUUGAGAACUCCUUGAGCUCCAAAUACAUGCUUCAAUGGAAGAGUCGAGGCACUGUAACAUCCCUCCACUGUGCUAAUGUCUGUACUUCUAUUUCCUUGAAAAUUUAGCUGAGCAGAGAUCCCCCUGUGCCUGUAGCCCAUCUUCUAGGACACCACUGUUACAGCUUAGAGGCAUUAACUGCAGCAUGUGGUCACUCCUGCCCCGUGUCAGUGUCCACGGGGUGGGUCAGCUCAAAGCACACCAAAGCUGACUUGGAGAAAUGUUUUUACUCUGCCUUGAGACAGGAUAAAAACAUCCACGCUCUCAUAUUGCUUUCUGUCUGCUCCAGAGGCCAAAGUGUUCUGAAACUGAGCUGGAACUCAGCUACUGCUGUCUAGAACUGGUGGCACAAAAGCAGCUUUGAGGUGGCCACUGGAUCAGGUACUUUGCUUUCCAAAGUUAGGCUUUAGUUGAACCUCAAGUAAUUCCUGCAUUUCUGGAUUUAUUUUGGUUUCAGACCUGAAAAUGCUAAGACUGCAUUUUCAAAUUAAAGUACUUACUGCUUUUCAUAGAAGAUGUUAAGCUGUGAGGUCUGUUCUGGUUUGGAUCUACUCAUACAAACCCUGUUGUCUCUCAAGCACCUGCUGGUAGAAGCAGCAGUUCUGGCAUAGAAGACACCUCAUUUUAAUUUAAUCUAACCCUGGGAGAGCCCCUUUUCCUACACCUUCAGAUGAUACUGUGACUGAAGCACUCAGGCUCCAACAGCUGCUUUGCUACUAGAGGGAAAUGCUGCAGGAUUUAGAGCUCUGUGCAGGCUGAUCAGUGAGGAACAGUCCUGAGCCUCUGGCCCAUUUAGAGUAAAUAUUGCUAGUUCCUUGCUUAUUAAACUAAUUUACAGAGCAAAAAGUAUGCAAAAAAAGUCUGUGCAAGGUGAGAUGCACUGACAGCACAGCCCGGAUCAGGUUCUUGUGGAAGGGAAGACACUACAACUCCAGAGCUGCAGAAGCAGUGCCCUGCAGUGCCAGGGCCUGGUGGUCAGCACUGGCCCCUGCUCUCCUCAGUCCCUGGCACAGCAGAAAGGCCAGGCCCUCACAGAUUUCAGAGCAGGGCUCCUGUCCUGCCCCUCGCUUUGAGAAGUGCAAUAACACAAAGGUGUCUCAGUGUCAACUGCACGAACUGAGCACAGCUUUACAGAGCUUUCUUAGUCUGGAAAACUUGACUUACCUAGGAGCAGUAAAAAACUCAGUGAGUUGUCCUGUGGACCUUCUUCCUUGUACACCCUGGGAGAGAACCUUGGGUAGAUCUCUGACAGCUCUGUUGGGCCAGCAAAGAGCCUUUGACUCCAAAUUUGCAAAGCAGCAGCUCACCUGAUGGGUUCCAGCAAGCUGAACUGUACUAAAGAUUGAAACUUAAAUAAUUUUCAAAAAUGUUCCAUUUCAUUACAAGUGGCUUCUCAUUUUUAUAAAUAUGCUCAGAAUGAUGCAUAUAGGUGAUGAUAGACCGAUUUCUAUUUAUUUAGAGAUGUUUUUGUCAUUUUUUUUAACUCUGUACAAACGGAUUGUGCUUAUUCUGUUGCCUUUGAAAAAGAAGUAUUUUUUUAAGCCAAACCGUGGUUCUGCAAGAAGAGAAUGUUUACAUGUUUAGCUUUUCAGUUGCAUUAGGUACAUGUUUUGUAAAUAAGAAAUAAAAGAUAUUGACAAGUUGUA
This is a messenger RNA of Passer montanus (Eurasian tree sparrow), 5396 nucleotides long. It is a transcript of the gene PIK3CD, whose product is annotated as phosphatidylinositol-4,5-bisphosphate 3-kinase catalytic subunit delta. The record is from RefSeq and is a predicted model, not a curated record. Lineage: Eukaryota; Metazoa; Chordata; Aves; Passeriformes; Passeridae. Bases 370 to 3504 code for a protein of 1044 amino acids. Gene Ontology annotation, cellular component: phosphatidylinositol 3-kinase complex; cytoplasm; plasma membrane. Gene Ontology annotation, biological process: phosphatidylinositol-mediated signaling; phosphatidylinositol-3-phosphate biosynthetic process; cell migration. The transcript has 24 exons. Gene Ontology annotation, molecular function: 1-phosphatidylinositol-4-phosphate 3-kinase activity; 1-phosphatidylinositol-3-kinase activity.